UCGCUGCCUUGGUGGCAAAUUUCCUUCAACGUUAACUAUGAGGUUCCCACUUGCCUUUGCCGUGGUGGUUCUGGCCUUGACCGCAUGCUCAACUCUUUCGGACGCUCGAGAGAGUACAGAAAGUGUGGAGAAUACCCAGUUUCGUCACUACUUGCGCUUUGCCCGUGAGAUGGCCCUCAGAUAUUUCAGUGACCAGGAGCGCGCAGUCCGCGUGACGAAGAUAACGAAAGUCAGGAGGAAAGAUAACAUUGCCAGCAUUACCUUCGAAGCCGUGGACAUCAUGUGCAAACCUGGAGAGCGCUAUCCGAUUUGGCUGCAGUGUCCGGCACUAAACAACAGGGUGACGCAUUUCUGCAGCGGUAGCAUGGAGUUCCCUCGCAAGUUGUAUGGAAAAGUCAAGUACCUCACGACCAUUUGCCUUUCCAUGGAAUACCCACUACGGCCGCAGAGUAAUCUGGGCGCACCGUUCGUUGAAGCUUCAUACGAAGAGUAGACGGUGUAUAUUAUGCACGGCCAUCGUUACCACUCAUGGCCAAUCAUGAGCACUGUGUAGGCUUUCUCGCCGUUGUAAGAAUAAAAUGUUUCUUUUGUGGUUUGGAAC
Messenger RNA from Dermacentor silvarum, 601 nucleotides. RefSeq lists its product as uncharacterized. The transcript has 5 exons. Lineage: Eukaryota; Metazoa; Arthropoda; Arachnida; Ixodida; Ixodidae. The coding region runs from base 38 to 493 and encodes 151 amino acids. The record is from RefSeq and is a predicted model, not a curated record.